Microthlaspi erraticum is the source of this 285-nucleotide messenger RNA. The record is from the annotation of a GenBank genome assembly. NCBI's taxonomy places the organism in Eukaryota, Viridiplantae, Streptophyta, Magnoliopsida, Brassicales, Brassicaceae.
AUGACAAGUCGCUACCCGCUGAAGGCAGGGACAAGCCUGCCCCUACAAGGAACCAUCUGUCUCGCCACAGAGAUCCGUCUCGCCGCGAAGAUCUACUUCGCCGCAACGAUCCCCUCCGCCAAGAAAGGACGAGAGCCCCCCUCCGUCCGCACCACGCCGCUCAAGAAAAUCUUCCUCGAGCGACAAACCCCGCAGCUCGAAGAAAUCCUCCUCGAGCGAGAAGAUCCUCAAACUCAUGGAGAAUCUCGUCAAGCCGACGGUUUCGAGUCAAUGAGAAGCACUUAG